AUGACUUCAUUGCGCCGGGUCUUUGCUACUGCAGCACUCUGCGUGCUUGGUGGACAGACUGUUCUGGCAGCGCCGCUCUCGAGUGCGCACGACCUGGCAGUUGACUUGGGCUAUGGCGUCUACCAAGGCGCUCACAACUCCACCACGCAGCUCAAUGUCUGGAAAGGUAUCCGUUACGCCGCUCCUCCAACAGCAGAUCUCCGCUGGCAAGCUCCAGCUGCACCGGCGGUCUCUCAAAACGGCACUGUGAAUGCGACUGUUUUCGCGCCGGGAUGUCAUCAAGCAAAACCAUCACCGUUCCUCAGCGCCCCUUCACCUUCCGGCAGUGAGGACUGCCUGUUUCUCAACGUCUAUGCACCCGACUAUGAGGAGGGAAAGAAUCUGCCCGUGCUUGUCUGGAUCCACGGAGGUGGCUAUGGUGCUGGUAACGGGCGGCAGGACAUGAGUGAGAUUAUCAAUGCGAACUCGAAUAGCUUUGUUGCUGUUUCCAUUCAGUACCGGCUUGGAGCGUUUGGAUUCCUUUCUUCGGUGGAGGUGGAACAGAACGGUGUCGUCAAUGCCGGCAUCCUUGACAUGGCUUUUGCUUUGCGUUGGGUGCAAGACCACAUCGGUCAGUUUGGAGGAGACGCUUCGAGAGUCACCAUCUCGGGCGAAAGUGCCGGUGCUGGCGGAGUGAUGCUGCUCGGCAUCGCGCAGAACGGUACGCUGGGAACGUCUCUCUUCAGUGGUAUCGUGGCUGCUUCUCCCUACCUCCCACCGCAGUAUAACUUCGAUGCUUCGAUACCAACGCAGAAGUACCAGAGCUUUGCUUCCCGCGCCGGCUGUGCCAAUUCGACAGAGACGCUCGCCUGUCUUCGAUCCAAGGACUCCACGACAUUGCAAGCGGCCAACUCAGCCGAGAACAGCGCCAACUUCUACGGCAACUGGGCCUUCCUGCCCGUCACGGAGCCAGAAACCGGCUUCAUCAGCACGCUCCCCAGCGCGUCUCUAGCCGCCCAACGCGUCAACGGCCAGCACGUCCUCGUCGGCAACAACGCAAACGAAGGCGCGCUCUUCGUGCCGCCCACCAUCAACAGCACCGCAGCACUGCAGACCUGGCUCCAAGACGCCUACCCCUCCCUCUCAGCGACGGAUCUCGAGCAGAUCCUCACCGCCUACCCAGCAUCGAAUGCGACCAGCACCUCCAAACACGCAACUUCUGGCCUCGGUCCCGCAACCGCCCUCGACGUCAGCCAACUCGCCACCGGCCCCCAGCAACGCGCAAACAACAUCUACGGCGAAGCCACUUUUGUCUGCCCAUCCUACUUCCUCAGCGACGCCUUCGCGACCCACACCCGCACCGCCCACCACUACCAGUACUCGGUGCCCGGGGCGCUGCACGGCAGCGACGUCCCGGCGUACUUUGGCCCCGCCACGCCGAACCAGCCGCCGUUGUGGACCCAGGUCGUCAGGCACAUCUGGGGCGGCUUUGUGCAGCGCGCGGCCCCGGCGAGCGCCGCUGGCCUGGGGAACUUGACGUGGCCCGCGUGGGUCCCCGACGGGGAGAGUCGGAUGCUGGAUUUGAACACUACGGGGGGCGUGCCGUAUGUUGAGCCGUUGAUUUUUGGUGUGAAUGUCACGCAGUUUAGGGAGCCGGGGGUGGAGAAUGUGUUUCGGGUUGUGGACGCGUUGAGUUGGGAGGGCGGGAGGGGGCGGAGGUGUGCGUUUUGGAGGGACAUUGCGGGGAGGGUGCCGAUGUAA
Ascochyta rabiei is the source of this 1740-nucleotide messenger RNA. RefSeq lists its product as uncharacterized. The transcript is spliced from 5 exons. The record is from RefSeq and is a predicted model, not a curated record. Lineage: Eukaryota; Fungi; Ascomycota; Dothideomycetes; Pleosporales; Didymellaceae. The coding region runs from base 1 to 1740 and encodes 579 amino acids.